CGGCAUUUAUAUCCUCAUCUUGUCGUCUCCUUUUUCUGCUUCUUAUUGUUUUUCACUAAUUAAUAACAGUUUUCUAUUUGGCGAACCUUAGUCCGGCCUUUGACUUUUCUUCUAGAUUUCACUCUCUGGUUCAUCUUCAAACCAUUUAUAUAAUCGUCCCUAAACAAAGACACUCUUACUGGCGGCGGGGACAAAGGCAUAUACCCCACUUAUAUAAUCGUCCCUAUAUAUAGUACAUCCAUAUACACACAAUAUCAAAGGAAUCCCAAAAUAUGGAAGCAAUAAACAGAUAUGUUACAAUAAAGACUCAGAUAAAUGGGAAUCUAAAAGAGUCAGACUUUGAGAUUAAGUCUUCAACUAUUGUUCUAUCAGUACAACCCGGCUCAAACGAUGUCGUUUUGAAAAAUUUGUAUGUGUCCAUUGACCCAUACCAGAUAAACCGCUUGAAGAGUCACAGUUCCUCUCAGAACACAUCUAGUUAUGCAACAGCCAUAGCUCCCGGCGAGGUUAUCGAUGCUUAUGGGGUGGCAAAAGUUGUAGCUUCUGGGAAUGCCGAGUUUGAAAAGGAUGACUUGGUUGUGGGAAUGAUUAAUUGGGGAGAGUAUAGUAUGUUGAAAGGAGAUCAAUACAUGUUGAGGAAACUAGACACUAUGGGGUUUCCAUUGUCACACCAUGUUGGAAUAUUUGCAUUUAGUGGAUUGACGGCUUAUGCAGGGCUAUUUGAAGUGGGGAAGCCUAAGAAGGGUGAGAAAGUGUUUGUCUCAGCAGCUGCUGGGUCAAUAGGCCAUUUGGUUGGACAAUAUGCUAAACAGUUCGGUUGUUAUGUUGUUGGUUGUGCUGGAAGGAAAGAAAAGGUGGAAUUGCUCAAAGAGAAGCUUGGUUUUGAUGAUGCAUUCAACUACAAGGACGAGCCUGACUUCAAAUCAGCUCUCAAAAAGUACUUCCCAGAUGGAAUAGAUAUCUACUUUGACAACGUGGGAGCUGAGAUGCUAGAAGCAGCAGUGGCUAACAUGAACACCUUUGGCCGAAUUGCGGCUUGUGGAGUCAUAUCUGAGUACACAGACACAAACAAGAGAGCUGCGCCGAACAUGCUGGACAUUGUAUACAAGAGAAUCACGAUGAGAGGGUUUUUGGCAGCUGAUUUCUUUAGUAUCUAUCCGGAUUUUCUUUCGGCUACAGUGGAUCACCUUCGCACUGGCAGUCUUAAGACGCUUGAAGACAUCUCAACUGGUUUGGAGAGCAUUCCUCAAGCUUUUCUUGGACUCUUUCAUGGUGCCAAUGUUGGGAAGAAGUUGGUGAAACUGUCAGAUGAAUGACCUUUUUUUACGUACAAAAUGAUCAGCUAUAUAUAUUACGGAAUUGAUCAAUAAUUGCAGUUUCACAAAAAUGUUUUAACUUUUGUUUUUUAGUGAAUGAUGUUCUACUACUUGGUUUUCGGUAGUGUGAACUUUGGCAAAAUGCAUUUUCGAACAACUUUGUUGCACCAAAUUAAAAAUAAAAUUGCAAAACUAUUUGUCA
This is a messenger RNA of Humulus lupulus (European hop), 1518 nucleotides long. RefSeq names its product 2-alkenal reductase (NADP(+)-dependent)-like. The record is from RefSeq and is a predicted model, not a curated record. Gene Ontology annotation, molecular function: oxidoreductase activity, acting on the CH-CH group of donors, NAD or NADP as acceptor. Lineage: Eukaryota; Viridiplantae; Streptophyta; Magnoliopsida; Rosales; Cannabaceae. Bases 273 to 1316 code for a protein of 347 amino acids. The transcript is spliced from 5 exons.